ACGAUCAUAGUAGCCUAUAAUAUAAUUCACCAGUUACGAUUGGAAGCUUGCGUGCGGCCAUCUCCUCUUUCUCUUCACCUACCUACUCUCCAAUAUUGCUAGAUGUGCAAACCCCUCGUUUUCUUCUCAUCCAUCCUCCUCGUUUUUCUCCAAGCAGGUACGACUUGCUGCUGCUCCACGCGCGUUACAUAUACGCAUCACCUUCAUUUCGCCGCAUGCAUCCCAGACACAUGAGCCGCGACGACGACGACCUGACGAUCUGAUCACUGCACUGAGCUCCUCUGGAAGUUGUGGUCAAUUGGUCAUCGAUCCAUGGCGGACAUACGGUGCGACCAGCCCACCAAACUGACGCCACGCGCGUCGUCGCUGAGGAUCUUCGGCUGCGACGUGGCCGGCGGGGGUGCUACCGACAUCGUCGUCGAGCAGGCGCUGCCGCGGGACGGCCGGCCGGUGGCGGACGGGCGCAGGUUCGAGUGCCAGUACUGCUGCCGCGAGUUCGCCAACUCGCAGGCGCUAGGCGGGCACCAGAACGCGCACAAGAAGGAGCGGCAGCAGCUGAAGCGCGCGCGCCAGCUCGCCGCCCGCGUCGGCGACGGCGGGCCCGCUGCCGGCGUGGCGGCAUUCUGCGCUGGGGGUUUCGCGCCGCCGCCGCCCGGUCUCCUGAUGGCCCUAGGCCACGCCGGGUCGUCGAACGCGUAUGCGCCGGGCCCUAUCCCAAGCUGGGUGUACCUCGCGCACCAGCCCACCAUGGGCCUACAGUUUCAAGCUGUCGCACCUGGUGUGCGCCACCCCGAGCCGCUGGCUCGACGUGGCGGCACCACCACCAGCAGCGCUCGAUUAUACGAGCUGUGCGCUCCGGCUGAUGACGACGCCGAGGAAGCCUCGGCGACGGGGCUGAACCUGCGUCUCUGCCUCGCUCCAGCCAGUUCAUCGUGACGGAAUAUAUAUCGUUCCCUCCCUCCCCGAUUUGUAAUCGGGACAUCAUGUCGCUCGCACGCAAGAAGCAAAGAUCUGUGUUUGCCUUCCUUUCUUCUCUUCUUUUCUUUAUUUUCGGAAGUCCCAUUUUCUUGCAUAUACCAUACCUCUGUUGAUGUUGCACAAAGUGCAGGAGAACAUCUCUCAUGCUCCCACUCGCACCUCCUCCCAUGCUCCCAUACUCCUGCUUCCAAAAAUAUGUAAAAAUGUAUAUAAAAAAAUUAACCAAAAAUAUAAAUGAGUUGAUAAUGCAAACAUGCAUGUUCAUGCAAAAUAUAUAGAAUGAGCGAAAU
This is a messenger RNA of Panicum virgatum (switchgrass), 1268 nucleotides long. RefSeq names its product zinc finger protein GIS3-like. The transcript has a single exon. The coding region runs from base 313 to 936 and encodes 207 amino acids. Gene Ontology annotation, biological process: cytokinin-activated signaling pathway; trichome morphogenesis; gibberellic acid mediated signaling pathway. Gene Ontology annotation, molecular function: DNA-binding transcription factor activity; transcription cis-regulatory region binding. Lineage: Eukaryota; Viridiplantae; Streptophyta; Magnoliopsida; Poales; Poaceae. The record is from RefSeq and is a predicted model, not a curated record. Gene Ontology annotation, cellular component: nucleus.